Messenger RNA from Aureobasidium namibiae CBS 147.97, 1560 nucleotides. RefSeq names its product putative transporter. The transcript has 12 exons. Gene Ontology annotation, molecular function: carbohydrate:proton symporter activity. The record is from RefSeq and is a predicted model, not a curated record. The coding region runs from base 1 to 1560 and encodes 519 amino acids. Gene Ontology annotation, biological process: carbohydrate transport; transmembrane transport. Gene Ontology annotation, cellular component: membrane. Lineage: Eukaryota; Fungi; Ascomycota; Dothideomycetes; Dothideales; Saccotheciaceae.
AUGGCGUCGACACAGCAAGAAAUUGCACAGCUGAUGGCUGAUGUUACUCCUUGGUAUAAGGAUCCUGGUCGCAGAAAGCUAUAUGCUCUGCUGUUGAUUGCACUGUUAUCUUCUGCGACUAAUGGUUACGAUGGGUCGCUGAUGAACGGAGUGCAAUCCAUAACAAUAGUAUAUCCUGACAAGGCGAUAGUCUUCAACUACCCUCAUGGCUCCACUCAGGGCCUCCUGAACUGUAUACAAACAGUGGGAGGCUUGGUCAGUCUCAUCCUCGGUCCAUAUAUGGCAGACUAUGGUGGCCGUAAAUGGACCAUCUUCCUCGGAUGCUGUACCGUUGUCAUCGCAGGCAUUGUACAGUGCUUCUCCGUCAACAUCCACAUGUUCACCGCGGCUAGAUUUCUCAUUGGCAUGGGUUCUGGCUUCUCGGGUCUCGGUUCGCCCCUUCUUAUCACCGAGCUGGCCCAUCCUGCCGAACGUGGUAAAAUCACAGCGCUGUACAACACUCAAUACUACUUUGGUGCUUUCCUCGGAGGCUGGAUCACUUUUGGCACCCUCUACAUCAACUCAAACUGGUCUUGGAGGUUGCCGAGUCUGCUACAAGCAGCACCGUCCCUUGUUCAGGUCUUCCUAGUCUUCUUGCUCCCGGAAUCUCCUCGUUGGCUGGUGUCAAGGGGCAGAAACGAAGAAGCACUCAAGAUACUUGCCAAGUAUCAUGCCAACGGCAAUCCCGAUGACGGUUUCGUGCAAUUUGAAUUUGCAGAGAUGCAGGCGACCAUCAAGCUUGGCGAACAGAGUGGGCGUUGGAAGGACCUGUUUGCCACCAGGGCUAAUCGCAAACGUGUCUUCCUUUGUCUUUGCUGUGGUGUGUUUGCCCAGUUUUCCGGCACUAGUUUGACGGGAUACUACUUGCACAACAUCCUCGAGGACAUCGGUAUCGACAGUCCUAACUACCAGAACAAGCUCAACGGCUUCAUCCUCAUGGUCAACAUGGUAGAGGCGUGGUUCUGGGCUUCAAUGGUUGAUAGAUUUGGCCGCCGACCUUUGUUCCUGAUCGCUGCCGGCGGCAUGUGCUGCACAUUUGCAACUUGGAUCGCUCUCACUGCUAGACAGUUGCAGAAUCCCAAGCAAACUUCUUGGGGCAAGGGUGUCAUCGCCAUGAUCUUCUUCCACAACUUCUUCUACAACUUUGCAUGGAUCUCUUUGAGCAUCUCAUACCCUCUGGAGAUCUUGAACUUCAAGAUUCGUGCCAAUGGUCUACUCAUGCAAAACAUAGCGACCUACGUCUGUCUUGCCAUCUCACAAUAUGUCAUCCCACUCGGUAUCGCAGCAGGAAGCUGGAAGUUCUACUUCUUCUUUGAGGGCUGGCUCGUUAUUCAAUUGGUCACUGUGUUCUUUUGCUUUCCUGAAACCAAAGGUGCCACCCUCGAGGAGAUCAACCAAACCGUUGACGGUGCCGACGCAGUGGAAGAGAUCAAAGUCAAGGCGCACGAGAUUGAGGACAACCAGGAGCUUCGCCAACGCCAUGAACCUGGCCUACAAGCCCCAGAGUAUGCACGAGCGUAG